CAAAGAAAGAAGAGUUUGAUGAGCUCUGUGGUGUCUGUGGUGAUAGUGGGCACAAAGACAAAGUCUUCUGCUGUAGAAAGUUCAAAAGACUUGCACUGCCUGAAAAGAAAGCUGCAUUGAGAAGGCUGGGAGCCUGCAGAAAAUGUCUUGGAUGCCAUGAUGGAGAUGGGUACUGCAGAGACACCUUCCUAUGCAGAAAUAAGGACUGUAGAAGGGAAGGUGGCGCCCCAGACCACCAUUUUUUCCUCUGCCCAAAAGAAGUCAAAAGAGGGGAAGAGAGAAAGAGCGGAAAGGACGGCAAAGGUGGGAGCAAACUCACGGAGGAACAAGAGGAGAUCUUGUCUGAACUUUCCCCAGAAAUGGCAGUUCGAUGCAGAAAGGCUUUCACCAACACCAUCAAAACCGCGGUGACACUCGAUGCUUCAGGCCAGUCUGAGCUACUGCAGAGGAAUGGGCUCUCUGAACUUCCGGUCAUCAUGAUGUUGAUGCAAGUCACUGCAAACGCAGGCCAGAAGAUUGGGACUCUAAUUGACUUUGCUUCGGAUACAAAUUACAUUACCCAUAAGGCUGCUAAAAGACUGAGGUUAAGACAUGAAAGGAUAACUUUAGUUGUGCAUGGGGUUGGUGGUAUGGCCAUGGAAGUGAACACACAAAGGUAUCUCCUCAAAGUCAGAGUCAAGACACCUAAAGGAACCCAGAGAGCUCAUGAAAUGGUCUGCUAUGGCUUGGAUGAAAUCGCCAAAGUGCAUCAAGGAAUUGAACCUGAGAAGUUGAAAAGAUUCUUCCCAGAAGUCGAACUUAAUGAAUUGGAAAGGCCAGAAGAGGUUGAACUUCUCAUUAGCCACCGAGAGGGAAGACUCGCUCCCCAGAGGGUAAAAAUCAUCGGAGACCUCGUCUUGUGGGAGAGUCCAUUGGGGAAGACAGUGGGUGGAGCACAUCCCGACUUAUUUGAGGAAGUGGAGGUUGCAGCAUAUGAGUCCAAAACACACUUCGCUCGCUCCAUGAGGGCAGCUGCUGUCAAAUAUCAAGAAAUCACAAGUCCAACCACUGACACAGUCCAGCUACGACAGAAGGAUGUGGCUCAGACCAAAUUUACAGGUGCCAGUAACCGUGAGUUCCUUGAGUGGUGGCACUGGGACAGCAUUGGAGCUGCAUGUGAGCCGAGAUGUGAAGGAUGCCGAUGUGGCAACUGUCCACCGGGAAGAAAAGAAAUGACCCUCGCAGAGGAGAGGGAGCUGGAGAUCAUUAAAGGAGGCCUCACCUACAAGGAGGGGGAUGCUCACACACCAGAUCCACAUUGGGACGCAAAGUAUCCUUGGACGGUAGAUCCAUCUUCUCUCCCAAACAACAAAGGUGCAGUCAAGGCUUGUUUCUUAAGAAUGGAAAAGCAACGAAGUAGAGAACCGGACUGGAAAGUCGCAUAUGCUACCCAGAUCCAUGACAUGGUCAAACGAGGGGCAGCCAUAAGACUCACCAACGAGAUCAUGGACGAGUGGAACGGACCAGUGUGGUACGUCAGCCACCUGGUGGCGCCAAACCCUCAUUCUGUGACAACACCAGUUCGUAUUGUGUGGAAUAGUAGCCAGAAAUACAAAGGCGUGAGUAGGAAUGAUCUUCUUCUGAAGGGACCAGACGUUCUCAACCCUAUCAGAGCUGUCCUGCUGAGGUUCAGAGAAGGGACGUAUGCAUCUCUAGGAGACAUCAAAAAGAUAUACAACUCUGGAUGGCUGGAGGAGCGUGAGAUGCAUCUACACAGGUUCCUCUGGAGGGACAGCCCAGAUGAAGAGAUAAAAGAAUAUGCAAUUACCAGAGUGAACAUUGGGGACAGACCCGCUGGGUGCAUUGCUCAGUUGGCUAUGAGGGAAACAGCACGCCUGCCCAACUUUCUUCACUUGGAGGAUGAGCGCAGAGUCAUUGAAGAGGACAGUUAUGUAGACGACAUCUUGACCUCCCAAAAUGACCUAAAGACACUGGACAAAAUCACAGAAAAUGUUGAAGAGAUCUUGAAAGCGGGAGGUUUCUUCCUCAAACCAUGGGUCCGGUCUGGGCAAAGUGGGAGGCAAAGAAUGGAGACAGAGGGUCUGUCUGAGAGACGAGGUAAAACCUUAAUUCUUCCAAAUCAAAUGAGGGACGAAGACAACAGAGCCUUGGGUAUCGGCUACCAAAUGGAUGAAGACAAGCUCUACAUGUUAACCUCAGUUAACUUUUCCAAAAGGAAGAAGAAGAUGAGAGUCGGAAAAGAUCUUGUGGAGGUAAAAAGAUUCGGGAGCCUGUCCAAAGUGGUGAGAGUCGUGGCCUGGGUUUGUCUAGCUGCCAAGCAGUGGCUGAAGAGGAAGUGCCGGGCCCCUAAACAGUCAAAGUGGGAGGUAGAGUCACCAAAGCAAGCUGUUCUGACUGUUGAAGAGCAUAAAGAGGCACUCUUCCUUGCAGCUCAAGAAGGUACAGUUUCAGACACAACGCUAAGCAGACUGGUAGGAUACAAAGAUGUGAACUCUGGACUACUAGUUUGUGGAGGCAGAAUUCAGACGUUCACCGAAGAGAAGACAGCAGUGCCGGUUUUACCAUUUGAAGCAUGGGUGUCCACACUGCUGGCAAGAAUCCCACACAGCAAACCACGAGGGAGUGGCAGCAACUCUUCUCCGGAUGAGGAAGAAAGCCUGGGUAAUAAAAGGCCGUAGACUUGCCAAGAGAAUGGUUGACAGCUGUGUGGUCUGCAGGAAAAACAAGGCAAAACAGUGUCAACAAAUCAUGGCGGACCUGCCAGUAGAGCGAACAGGCCCAGCUUCACCCUUUGAAUUCACCACCAUGGACCUAUUCGGCCCUUAUGAAGUGAAAGAUGAGGUCAAGAAGAGAAUUCGACUCAGAGUACGGGGAAAUGGUGCAGCAGAGGCAGCUGUCAAGGUAGUGAAGCGGGCGUUGAGCAACCUUGGUGGAGAUGGUGGGUUCACAUGGGGAGAAUUCCAAACUUUUCUCUUCAUGGCAGCCAACCUUGCAAAUGAGAGCCCCAUCGAUGCAAGAACUCAAAGCAGAGAAGACUGUGUAGAGUACAUCACCCCAAAUUCCCUGCUUUUAGGACGUGCCAAUCCAAAGGGAGACCCUGGAGAUUUCCAGUUUGAUGGCUACUAAUCUGUUCAUAAGGAACAAAUGGCACACCAAAGAGCGAAAUGUUGCUGUUGGACAUGUGGUUUGGUUGGCUGACCAAAAUGCCCUGAGAGGCCAGUACAAGCUGGCUAGAGUGGUCAGUGUCAAUGCUGACAGCAAAGGCAUCGUAAGAGAUGUGCUUGUGAAGACUUUUCCCAGCUAUCCUGAACACAUCAAAAAGGCGAACGGCAAGGAAAGAACCAAGAGGCUUCAAACCAGAAUCCCAGCCACGAUUCUUCAGAGAUGUCAGACGCCUUGUCAUUCUGCUUCCCACUGAAGAACAAGCAGAGGGUUAAAGGGUUUGUGUGACCUCUCUGGAUUUGAAAAACCAGGAGCUCAAGUGGGAGGUGUUGAGCUGAAUCUGAGGGCCUAGCUGUGUGAGACUACAGUUCCCAGAGUGCAGCAGCAGCAGCAAUCAGUGUCGCUUAUGAGGAGCACCUGUGGGGAUGCUCUGAUGCAUUUGUAAAGACAAGCAGCAGAGAGAGGACGCUUCAGGUCACUCCACGGUUCAACCCAAAGACGGCAAUGGUUACAACCUAAUUCACUGGCAGAGAAAUCAACGAACUAAAGAAAAAUAAAAGAAAGAUUAACGAUCACGUUGACGAAGUCGUUUUCCCCCAGCGUGUCCAGGAUGGUGUUGAUCGUGUGUUUGGCGAUCGUCAUCUUCAG
Messenger RNA from Pseudoliparis swirei, 3810 nucleotides. RefSeq lists its product as uncharacterized. Bases 360 to 2678 code for a protein of 772 amino acids. The record is from RefSeq and is a predicted model, not a curated record. Lineage: Eukaryota; Metazoa; Chordata; Actinopteri; Perciformes; Liparidae. The transcript has 3 exons.